This is a messenger RNA of Helianthus annuus (common sunflower), 540 nucleotides long. Its product is annotated as eisosome protein SEG2-like. The record is from RefSeq and is a predicted model, not a curated record. NCBI's taxonomy places the organism in Eukaryota, Viridiplantae, Streptophyta, Magnoliopsida, Asterales, Asteraceae. Bases 1 to 540 code for a protein of 179 amino acids. The transcript has a single exon.
AUGAUGAACAAAGUACUUGAAAAUAUGCUUGGUAAGUCUGUGGAGCAAAGAUUUGAAGAGAUAGAAGUAGAAGAAGUUAGAGCGAAACGCCAAGCUGAAAUUGAUGCUGAAAUGAAAUUUAAAGGGAAAGGUGUUGAAGGUUCUGAGACUUCAGAAAGAUCAAUUGUUCCAUCCACUGUAAUUGAAUCUCCUAUUCAGAAUCCUCGUCCUAUUUCAGCAGUGUCUGCUAUUUUUGAGGAAGACGUGUUGUUAGAUGAUAUUAUAAAUGAUGAGGAUGAUAACGAAGAGGAUGAUGACGAAGAGGAUUAUAAGGAAGAAAAGAUUGAUGAUCCAGAUGAUGUGAUAUCUGCGAGCAGUCACAGUGAUGAUGAUGACGAUGAUAAUGAUAAUCAGGGAGGUACUGGUAUUAAAGUCACUGAAGCGUCAAAUGAACAGAAUGUUGAUAAUUAUAUGCAUGAUGAUGCACAUGAAGAUCAUGAAAGUGCUGAAGGUGAGGGGAGCAUGUUGAAGAUCAAAACGUUGAUAAAGUUGAAAAGUUAA